Molecule: messenger RNA, 5492 nt
Organism: Hemibagrus wyckioides
Lineage: Eukaryota; Metazoa; Chordata; Actinopteri; Siluriformes; Bagridae
Gene: trim3a
Product: tripartite motif containing 3a
Exons: 14
Coding region: 322-2643 (773 amino acids)
Biological process (GO): negative regulation of translation; protein polyubiquitination; proteasome-mediated ubiquitin-dependent protein catabolic process
Molecular function (GO): protein binding; ubiquitin protein ligase activity; zinc ion binding
Source: RefSeq, a predicted model, not a curated record
CACACUGCUCUUUCUGAGCGCUGGCAUUUUAGCAGACAUACUAACAGAUAGGUAAACAGACAGAUAGACGAUAAGAAAAAGAGAGGGGGGGAGAGAGAGAGAGAGAGAGAGAGAGAGAGAGAGAGACACACCCGGUGUGUCGCAGUGGAAGCGUCGACUCGUUCCUCUGCCGUCUCAGAAAGCAUUAAUCAAGGGAUCACACAUUUUCUCUUGCUGUUACAGCAGAGGCUGCGGCUGUUAGCCAGGAGGAACUAAAACUGAGUCAUGCUAAGAGCACAAGGGGUUAAGAGGUGUGUGUGCCUCAUACUCCUCUUCCCGUGAAUGCCUCUCACCAUGGCUAAGAGGGAGACGGGCAGCACCAGCCCUGUGGUGCGACAGAUAGACAAGCAGUUCCUGGUCUGCAGCAUUUGUCUGGAGCACUACCACAACCCGAAGGUCCUGCCCUGUCUGCACACCUUCUGCGAGAGAUGUCUCCAGAACUACAUCCCACCUCAGUCCCUCACGCUGUCCUGCCCGGUGUGCAGGCAGACCUCCAUCCUGCCCGAGAAAGGUGUAGCAGCGCUGCAGAACAACUUCUUCAUCACUAACCUGAUGGAGGUGCUACAGAGAGAGGCCGAGUGCUCGCAGCCCGAGGAGCGCAGCGUUCUGGAGUCAGCCAGCGCCGCCAACUCGGCCCAGCCGCUGUCCUGCCCCAACCAUGAAGGCAAGGUGAUGGAGUUUUACUGCGAGUCGUGCGAGACAGCCAUGUGUCUCGAGUGCACGGAGGGAGAACACCGCGAGCAUGUGACCGUUCCUCUGCGGGAUGUUCUCGAGCAACACAAAGCAGCGCUCAAGAACCAGCUGGACGCUAUUCGAAACAGGCUUCCUCAGCUGACGGCAGCCAUCGAUGUGGUGAACGAAAUCUCCAGGCAGCUGUGUGAGAGGAAGAGCGAGGCCAUAACCGAGAUCAGCAACACGUUCGAGGAGCUGGAGAAAGCGCUGCACCAACGCAAGAACGCCCUCAUCACUGACCUGGAGAACAUCUGCAGCACCAAGCAGAAGGUGCUCCAGGCUCAGCUAGCUGCUCUCCUGCAGGGGAAGGAGAAUAUCGAGAGCAGCUGUAGUUUCACCGAGCAGGCUCUGAACCAUGGCAGUGCCACCGAGGUGCUGCUGGUGCAGAAGCAGAUGGGAGAGAGAGUGGCAGCGCUGGCGCGCCAUGCUUUCCCCGAGCAGCCACACGAGAACGGGCACCUGGAGUGCCAGGUGGAGACCGAGGGCCUCCGUCGCUCCAUCCAGAAUCUGGGGGUUCUGAUCACUACUAGUGCUGUGGGUCACACCAGCGUGGCUACCGGAGAGGGACUACGGCACGCCGUGGUGGGGCAACACACCACCGUUACUGUUACCACUAAGGACAAGGCUGGGGAGUUGGUGAAGACGGGCAGCGCAGCUCUCGUUGCACAGAUCACCGGACCCGAUGGCUCCGUCACUGACGCCGAGGUGACGGACAACAAGAACGGGACCUACGACGUGGGGUACACACUGUCCAGUGAGGGUGAGUUCUCCUUCUCCCUGCUGCUGUACGGCCAGGCUGUGAGGGGAAGCCCCUUCCGCUUGCGUGCCGUCAAAGCCAGCGACGCGCCGCACUCACCCGAAGAUGUAAAGAGACGUGUGAAAUCCCCUGCGGGGGGAGGAGGGGGGGCUCACGUCCGCCAGAAAGCACUGCGGCGUCCUGCCAGCAUGUACAGUAACACCAAGAAGAAGGAGAACCCCAUCGAGGACGAGCUCAUCUUCAGAGUAGGGUCGAGAGGGCGUGAGCGAGGAGAGUUCUCCAACCUCCAGGGCAUCUCCACAUCCACCAAUGGGCGUAUAGUGGUGGCUGACAGCAACAACCAGUGCAUACAGGUCUUCUCUAAUGACGGUCAGUUCAAACUACGCUUUGGGGUCAGAGGUCGUUCGCCAGGGCAGCUGCAGCGUCCCACUGGUGUGACAGUUGACAUGAAUGGGGACAUCAUCGUAGCAGACUAUGACAACAGAUGGAUCACAAUCUUCUCUUCUGAUGGAAAGUUUAAAAGUAAAAUUGGAGCCGGAAAGCUGAUGGGACCCAAAGGAGUAGCCGUGGACAAAAACGGUCAUAUCAUAGCUGCAGACAACAAAGCCUGCUGCGUCUUCAUCUUUCAGUCCAACGGCAAACUGGUGACCAAGUUUGGAGCCAAAGGGACAUUAGACAGGCAGUUUUCAGAUAAAAUUACUCCAACUACCCCAACAGAGCCAAAGCUCAGUAAAUCAGGCCCUGCCUUCAGUCCCCAUUUUGUGGCCGUGAACAACAAGAACGAAAUAAUAGUGACAGACUUCCAUAAUCACUCCGUUAAGGUGUAUAACGCAGACGGCGAGUUCCUGUUCAAGUUCGGCUCUCAUGGAGAAGGUAACGGUCAGUUUAACGCUCCGACUGGAGUGGCAGUGGAUGGGAAUGGAAACAUCAUUGUUGCAGACUGGGGGAACAGCAGGAUCCAGGUGUUUGACAGCUCGGGCUCGUUCCUGUCGUACAUCAACACGUCAGCAGACCCGCUGUACGGUCCUCAGGGUCUGGCUCUCACCUCCGAAGGACACGUGGCCGUGGCGGACUCGGGGAACCACUGCUUCAAAGUCUACCGCUACCUGCAGUAGAAAAUCCCCUCAAGGGUGAUCCAGCAAAAGUAUUGUACACAUGUAACACACGUUACAUGUACACACGUUUGGUCUUUUUCUUUUUUUUAUUUUGCACACCACAAAAUUGCCCCUGCCACUGAAACCACCUCGAUUCAAAAUCUAAUUGAAGUUCAAGCAGGGUCUGACGUUUUAUCCCUCCUCGCUAUUGCACUGAUUCGAACCGAUUUAUGAAUUAUGAAUUAAAUCCGAAAGACGCCGUCGCCAACAUACGAGAGUAAUAACAAUCGCAGCACUCCGAGCAGCGUUCGCGAAGGCAGCUACUCUUCAGCUUUUACACUUUAUCAACAUGUUGGUUCACGACGAUGUCGCCACUUAAUUCCGACCUUUUCAGGGGCACGAAAUUUCCUUUAAUUAUCGACAAGCCGUCUGAAAAGCGUACUGUGAAAACAAGCCAUUUUCUAUCAGACUUAACUCUCUGUGCAUUGACUCCUCGCCUCCGUUAAUGCGUUUGUAUCAUAUCGUGUGCGUUCAUUGCUUUUCGCAAAGCCACAGUGCUUCAAUUACGAUAAAGCUUCAGAUGCCAGCGUUUCGGCUCUUAAUGUACAGGUAGAGGACACGCAGCUUUGUAGUUCUUAUAACGUUCAUCUGCCUUAAAAGUUCUCGGCGUUUAUCUGACAAGGGUGUCGGCCAUGUAACCCAGCACAACUCUAGACGUAGUGAAGGAUGAUUUUCUUUUCUUUUUUUAAUUUAUUUUAUUUUUGUAUACAGUGUUAUUAUUAUUAUUAUUUUAUUUUUUUUUAUCAUUUCUGUAAUGCUUAUCUGCAAAUGCCUUGACAUACAGUAGAUGCUACUGCAUGAACCGCUUCAGGCUAGGAAGCAAACAUAUUGCCAAACAUGAAUGGUGCACAUCUUUCAGACUAAAAAAGAAACAAAAGUCAGUUUGUGCCAAGAGUACAAGACUAUUAGAGUUGUUCAUAGUUUUGCUUCUAAAGUUUUAGAAUCAACAGAAUCCAUCAUUCCCACAUCGGAAGAUCUCAGUUUGAAACAUUUAAUUCCCACAGUUUCAGAAGAAGCUGAAAAGGAAAAUGCAUUAUUUUAUUUAUUUAUUUUUUUGGUCCAGGGUUAUGGGAUUGAUUUUGUGCCAAAAGUAACACCAUUACAAAAUCCACAUGCAAAAUACUAUCCUCACAAUGGAAACAAAUACCAAUGAUAAACAAAUAAUAAAACAAACCUAUCGAAAUAAAUACAUAAAUAAAUAAAUAUUCCCCCGUUCCCAUGUUUUAUUCCUCAGAAAAGAAUCAGACUUGUGCUUUUUUGUGAUUUCUCUUAAAAGCUUUAGCCUAUUACAAGACUGUGCUUUUCGUUUAUUUUGCUUUAUUGUCCAGUGAAUAAUAGCCAAUAAUUGUAUUUUAUUUUAUUUUAGCAAUAAAAACCCUAGGCAGUGGGGAUGAAGUAAAAGGUUUGAAUACGUCUGGCUUUAAGUUAUAACCGCUAUAAAUCGUUCCUUUCAUUUUCUCUCGGGUUUUUCUCUCUUUUGAACAGCUGAGAAAGCACAAAGGCUUUCCGGUAGAUUAAAACUUAUUACCGAUUGCUGCAAAGUGCUUUUUUAAUCCCCUUUAUUAUAAAAGUAUGUACGUUGUCCACUAUAUUCCAAAUUACAAUAACGGUUACUAUAGAAACGAUAUAACAAGAUAGGGCUACACACCAAUUUUUACCAUCAAGAGAAAAUCCACCACAGUGUCCAGCAUGUAAAACCCUUCUGUCCAUCAAACAUAUUCUAUUCGAUUGUAAUAAUUUCACCCUUGGAAGGAAAUUGUUUUAUUCUGUUGACACUUUUGAAAAAGUUUUUAAAGAAGUAAACCCAAUUUCAGCUUUAAAGUCCUUAAAAAAAAUGAAUCUUAAACAUCUUAUAUAGUUUUAAUAUUGAAAAAUAAAAAACUGACUCUCGCCAUUAAUAUAGCCAUAGAAGCUGGCAUGGUGGAAAGAAAGAAUAAAAAGAUAGGAUCUCCGUGUCACGUGGAGGCGAUGAAGGUGGAUGCGAGUGCAGAAUUCGCUUUAUUAAUAGUACAAAUUUAACAAGAUUGAGAAACAGAACCUAUGGCAAAACUAAGCAAAGCAAACACUAUAGUCGGGAAUACACAAGGCUAGACACAACAAACACACUGACAGCAAACAGAAGCUUUAAACAAGACAUGCUGAAACACAGGGGCUUUAAUCAGGUAGCUAAUCACAACACAAACAGGUGAACAGGGGGAAUUAAAACCGACCGUUCAACUAAAAUGUGCAGGGCUGCCCCCUGGUGGUCCUGCAGGGAAAUGCAUGAGGUAUCCAUGAUGCACAGCCUGUAAUUUGCUUUUCUGGCAAACGUGAUUAUAAAUAAAGCCGAGCAUAAAAUUCUAGAAGCUGAAAGACAUCCUUAAUAAGAGCAUGGAGGUAUUAUUAUUAUUUAUAAAUAAUAAUUGUGAUAUUGUGUAAUUCUGUACUUUUGGCACAUAAAUAAUUACAUCCAUGAACAAGACGAUGAGGUUUUUUUUUUUUUUUUUUUUGAAACUUCUUUAUUUGUGAUAUGUUAUACUGCAGUGUUCAGUUUCAGCUCUAUUGCAUCGAACUGUUCCUGUGCUGUGUAUUAAACAUUAAAACCAUUCCUCAGAUAUAUCCUACUCCCAGUCCUACCGGUUAAUGCUACACCUUUGACAUUUCCACAUCAGUCAUAACAGAGUGGUUACAGAAUUAUUCAAAUAAUCAAUCACAAUCACAGAGCCAAACAUCAUUAUGCCAAACACCGAAGCACAAUGAUUGUUAGGUUAUAACAUUUCAUUCCUGUUCAUUCCAGCAGCUGUAGUCUCAUGAUUACCUUUUUAAGAGAA